AUGCCACAACAAACGGAAAAUCUUUCAUUUACCGUGGAUGAUUUCGUCUCCGAUAUUGACUAUUCAGAAGCCCGUCAUAUCUUAGACUUAACAACAAUCAAACAAAAAGAACUUCGUCGAAAACGUUCACAAGCAUUGUUUACACAACUACUUCUUAAACGAACUUAUACACGCGUUUGCGAAUUACUCGAUUCUGAAUGUACAGUCCAAAAGUCUUCUCCACUCUCUACAAUCGAUACCAACAAGCGCAAAAUCUCCUCGGAUGAUCACCAAGUGCCCUCAUUACCGGCAAAGAAAAGUAAACCUUCCGUCGAUGCUGACAUUCUUCAAUUUCUUCGCGAACUCAAUGCGGUUAAAGUUCUGCCCAGUGUUGACAUCGAAUUCUCUUCAUGUUGUACUACUGUCUACGAAGCAAACCGGCCGAUUGUAUGCGUUGUGUAA
Molecule: messenger RNA, 441 nt
Organism: Adineta ricciae
Lineage: Eukaryota; Metazoa; Rotifera; Eurotatoria; Adinetida; Adinetidae
Source: the annotation of a GenBank genome assembly